Messenger RNA from Branchiostoma belcheri (Belcher's lancelet), 981 nucleotides. RefSeq lists its product as uncharacterized. NCBI's taxonomy places the organism in Eukaryota, Metazoa, Chordata, Leptocardii, Amphioxiformes, Branchiostomatidae. The coding region runs from base 370 to 882 and encodes 170 amino acids. The record is from RefSeq and is a predicted model, not a curated record. The transcript is spliced from 5 exons.
GUUCCCGGUCAUAGUUCACCUUUUGACUGACAGAAAACUAUAAGGUUACCUGUGCAGUCCCAAAUGUUGCCAGGUGGGUUUCACGCUCUGUUGCCCGGCCGAACAAAACAGCCCCCAACCGACCGUACAAAACAAGAGGAUCGCGUUCGCGACACAAUGCACAGGCGCGCCUAGCACCGCAGUAUUACCUUACAAGUUUACCCCAAGCUUCCCUCGCCCGUGUCCUGUAUACAGUAACUAGUGCACAACAGUGCUGAGACCUAAAGAGAGGGGACAACACUUUUGUUGUGAUUCUGUGUGCAACAACCCGUUUCAGAAAGGUCAGAAUUCUUUCAAUAAGGUCGGGCCGUUAAGAGACCAACAGGGGCGAUGUCACAACACUCGAGACCUAUCGACAUGGAGCCGACGGUACAGUACUUCAUCACUGUGAAGUAUGGAGACAACCAGACGGAAAUUUUCAACCCCCACUGCAAGAGCCAACUGUUACUGAAGUGCAUCAAGCAGAAGUGCAGGUGCGAACUACUGGACCACGAUGCGGUCAUUGACCUAGCGGACGAUCAGGGGAACGUGAAAAACUUGUCCGAGAGUCAAACCAUUUCCACCUACGCUAACGACGUCCUGGAGCCGAGAGGUGUCUACUUCCUCAUCAAAGUCAUAAAAAGUGAAGUUGAGAACGAACCCACACGAUAUGAACCCAUCAUCAGCAACACAGAGAAAAACUGCCCGGGUUUGUCAGAUCGUUUGAAUCGCUCCACUAAGUCCCAGGCUGGCAAUAGGAAAGGCUGGGCGAACCUGAAGAAAAGACUCCCAGCAUCCUCUGCGCUGUCCGCCAUUUCCAAGGCCACUACAAAAUCGGGAAAGAAAAAUUCAGUAUCAAAAUGACAUAUAUAUCUCUCUCCAUACUAGAUUAGUUAUCAUAGGUUUUGCAUAAAAUAUCAUCACUGCGUACCCAUAGUUUUCUAGUUCGAGGCAAGAUAUGAA